AUGCAGGAGCAGACAGAUAAAGAGCCAAAAUCGUUGGUUCAAGAUGAAAAUUCAAUGAUACGCGAAAUUAUUGCCACUGAAGCUGCUUAUCUAGAAUGUAUACGCGUCACUGUCGAAGUAGGAUUACUCGAAUAUAUGCCACUGUUUGUUACGUCGGAACCAAAUAAAGUGAAACUGAUGAAGCGUCUGCAGUCGCUGGUAUUUGGGGCUAUCGAAGAUGUUUACGUUUAUCAUACAAAUAUGAUUUACCCUGAUAUCAUAGUCUUAAAAGAUGUUGAAGAUGCUCGUCUAGCGGAGAAAUUUGCAGAGGCGAUUGCAGAGAAAAAAGACUAUUUUGAUGCAUAUGGUUUCUAUGUCCAAGCAAGACCCGCUUCAAAAAUGUUAUUGGCUUAUAACCUUGGACAACACAAAAGUUUGCAGUUAAUUGAUGAAGCUCUUAGUGUUGCUAACAAGACUCGAGAAGAAUUGGAAAGGGUUUUACAAGAGCCCAUUAAUCGCGUCCGAAAAUACGCAAAGGCCCUUGCAAAGAUAAUUUCAAAAAUGGCGUUGGACGACCCGGAGAUUGACUUGCUUUCCGACGCAUUUGCUGCUGUAGAUUUGGAAGAGGCAUACAAAACAGCGGUAGCUGAAUGGGCUGCGGAAAGAAUUAAGGACUGCCCCGUGGAUUUGCAGUUAGUUUUCAGUGGGAAAAAGCUUAUUUUAUUCAAUUCGUGA
Messenger RNA from Enterobius vermicularis (human pinworm), 714 nucleotides. Lineage: Eukaryota; Metazoa; Nematoda; Chromadorea; Rhabditida; Oxyuridae. The record is from the annotation of a GenBank genome assembly.